Colletotrichum paranaense is the source of this 1272-nucleotide messenger RNA. RefSeq names its product 2OG-Fe(II)oxygenase. The coding region runs from base 1 to 1272 and encodes 423 amino acids. Gene Ontology annotation, molecular function: 2-oxoglutarate-dependent dioxygenase activity. The transcript is spliced from 3 exons. The record is from RefSeq and is a predicted model, not a curated record. NCBI's taxonomy places the organism in Eukaryota, Fungi, Ascomycota, Sordariomycetes, Glomerellales, Glomerellaceae.
AUGUCAGCCAUCACGAAGUCUUUGAGCGCACUCGCUCGCCGCGGCGCACGAAAGUCAGCCCUUGGUCACCACCGUCGUGACUUGGCAACCGUCACAGACCACAACCUCGCGCGGAUGGCUGCCACAAUGCCUCCGGGGCACAGAGCCACGGUAGCUCAGCUUGAGACAUUCACACUUCCUGAGCGUGUUACAGGUAGCCCUGGAGAUCGCGCCAUGGGAAAAGCUUUAGUUGAUGCCUGGCGCCGAGAUGGUAUCCUCCAAGUCUCUAUGAACGACAAGCAGCAGCAUAUCUUCAACGAAGCCACAGCCUCAAGCAAGGCAUUCUUUGCUAAACCCCAUGACGAAAAGGCUGCUUGUGUUGACUCUCAGAGCUACUCGGGUUACAUCGCCUCCGGCGAGGAAAUUACCGAUGGCAUCGCUGACUACUCCGAGAUCUUCACUGUCACUAAAGACUUGGAUCUUGCUGAACCCCGCGUUCGCGCAAAGUGGCCCUGCCACGGCCCGGCCCCGUGGCCCGACUACGAAAUGAAACAGCCUAUGACUACAUACAUGGACUACCUUGGAGAAAGUGGAGAGAAGUUGCUCCAGCUUGCUGAGUUGGGCUUGAAUGUCCCCGCUGGCUCCCUCACAAAUCUGACUCAGGACGGAUGGCAUCACAUGCGUAUUCUCAGAUUUCCUCCCACCCAUAACACAAACGGCAAGGGCAAGGCUGGACGUGGUAUUGGCUCUCACACGGACUAUGGCCUGUUGGUUAUUGCUGCUCAAGAUGAUGUUGGCGGCCUCUUCAUCCGUCCUCCCUAUGACGGUGAGCACUACGCAAACUGGGAAAAGAGCUCAGCUGGAAUGGCGGAGGAGGACGACCGCUGGCACUACGUACCCCCUGUUCCCAACGUCUUCACAGUCUUCCCCGGUGAUAUCAUGCAGUACAUCACCAACUCCUACCUGCCCUCUACUCCCCAUAAGGUCGGCUUGAACACCCGCGAUCGUUUCGCCUUCGCCUACUUUCAUGAGCCCAGCUUUCAGGCCGUUGCCAAACCUCUGCCAGGCUACGAUGUCGGCCAGUCUCCCAAGGAGGGGAUCCACUACGGCAGUCACUUUACCAACAUGUUCCUGAGGAAUUACCCUGAGAGAAUCACCACUAAGAGAAUGCAUGCGGAGAAUCGUCUUGCCCUCCUCGAGAAGGAGGAGCUCCGAGCCCAUUCUUCUCAAUCAAAUAAGGCGGGCAGAGUUAUUACAAAUGUUGUACAGCAGACUCAACAGGCUUCUUUGUAA